CAGAUUUCUCCUUUGGUUCCUCUGGUCUUCUUCUUUGUUUUUAUCCUUAUUCUAAGCCUAACCGUCUUUUUAUUUCUGUCAAUCACAAAAAUUCAAACUCUAGGCCCACGUCCACUUUUAAGACUUCAUUUUUUUUUUUUUUUUUUACUUCUUGCUUUUGGUGUUCCUUUUUGCUUUACGGUUGCUGUUCAGAAAUAAUUGGGGAGAUUCAUCUUCUGCAGAUUGACCACGAUGACUGUAAUUUCCGAAUUUCCGUCCGUCCGUCCGCUGGAUUCGAACUGCUCCGACUCAUUCGAGACCAACUCCUGCUUGAAGGAAGCAACAGGAGGAUAGAUGCCUAAAUUUUGGAGUGAUUUGAAUAAAGAGCAAUGGAUGGUGGUAUUGAAUCUUUUCGAGAAAGCUUUUAAGUUAACAGAGCUGGGGAGCUGCUCUUGGAAAAGUCUUCAGAGAGAUGGUACUGGAUCCUGACAGAUCUGUGGAGGUCUUGAACCUAAAUUGGAUCUGAAGUUUCCAUUAAUGAAUCACAUUACUCAAUCAGAAAUUGAGAAAUUGAUUAAUAUGUUGGAAGGAAUUAUUAAAAAUUUGAGUUCUGAUGAUGUUCUACUGGAUAGGUUGCAACUUUGAGAAAUGGAUUGAGGCAUAAAUUUAGUUGAUUGUUCAAAAACUAGGUCAGCUUCAUGAGAGAGUAGCUUGGGAUACUUGAAUUACAUGGGCAGUGAAUUGGAAGGGUAUUAAGGACACUGAAGUAGAAUUUCUUGGCUUUUCUUGGCUUGGUUAUGAUCGUAAAGGAUAAGGUUAAACAAGAAAAUCGAUUGUUUACUUGGAAGACAGCUUAUAAAGAAAACAGGAUCGAAAUCAUCAGUAGUCUGGUUGCUAUGAGAAAUUGGGUGUUUUACGUUGAAAUUGAACUAUACAGAUUGGUUUUGGGUCUUGAGUUUAAGACACCCUGGAAAUUGACAUCUGCACUGAAGUCAUUGAAGGAAAGCAAAUAAGGGUUUGGAAAUUUACAUCUGCACUAAAAUAAUUGAAGGAAACCAUGGAAUGCUACCAUCUGUUGUGUCUGGGGUACUUAAAUGCACCUAGUGGAGGCAUCAGAAUCUAGGGAUGGGAUGACAGAUUUGGAUGAAAUGAGUUCUGUUAUAAACUUGUAAUGGAACCCAUCCUUGUUAUUGUUUCACAUAUGGAUACCAUAUGGAGCACCUUCGUUUCUCCUGCUAAUAUAAUAAGCUGGAACAAAUUAAAUGCUCAAGAAACUUAUGGAGGAUAUUGGGUUAACACUUAGAGAGGUUGAUCCAAAGAUGCAUGGAUGAGAAAGUUAUGGAACAGGGACCUCAAUGCAGAUAAGUGAAAGUUAAAACUCCUAUAGACAUGUUCUACCAUUUGCAAUCAAAUUGGUUAGGUGGUUUGUAUGUGCAGCUGUUUGGAUGUGCAGGUGUUGAGGAUGUUUCGACAUAUUGCAGAACAUUGGAAGAUGAGUAGUAUUAGCUCAAUAAGCUUGAUUUGCUGGUAAUUGACUGUAAUUAUAUUCUGCUCUGAAUGUCCUUAACUAAAGAGGAAAAUGACAUUGCUGACUUGCUGUCUUCCUUGUUGAAGAGGACAGGCCAAUUAGAGAGAGAAGGAAAUGAAAAGAUUAGAUUUGUGGGCUCGGUGAAAAUGCUCAACUCUCAGACAGAAGUCUAACUUCAAGCCUUUUCUUUAAUUUGAUAAGAAUUGAGAGCUCAAGUAUGGUUGCUAUUUCAGCUUUAAGAUAUGAUUAUGCUGUGUGAUUUUUGAGAUGCCGUACCUUCCUUUCAGAGAACAAUUCUGAGCUCACAGAAGAAGCAAUUGCUUUGAUUUGAAGUGCGGUGUUGAAAACUACCUGUAUCCUAUUAUAUGUAUACAAUUUCUUAAUCAAUCAAUGAAUUUCGA
Messenger RNA from Rubroshorea leprosula, 1908 nucleotides. Lineage: Eukaryota; Viridiplantae; Streptophyta; Magnoliopsida; Malvales; Dipterocarpaceae. The record is from the annotation of a GenBank genome assembly.